This is a messenger RNA of Formica exsecta, 2916 nucleotides long. RefSeq names its product RNA pseudouridylate synthase domain-containing protein 2-like. NCBI's taxonomy places the organism in Eukaryota, Metazoa, Arthropoda, Insecta, Hymenoptera, Formicidae. The record is from RefSeq and is a predicted model, not a curated record. Gene Ontology annotation, biological process: pseudouridine synthesis. Gene Ontology annotation, molecular function: pseudouridine synthase activity; RNA binding.
AGAUCUUUCUACAAACAUCACUGUGUAUCGUUCAUUGCCAGGUCAACAAUUUGUUCUGCAAAUGGCGCAGUCGUUACGAUUCGGCGACUCGACAGUCCUAUGUCGGUUCACCAGUGCUUGGCGCGUUGAGAUAUACCGGAUUUUCUCGUAUAUUGAUAUGACAAUUCAGAGAUUGCGAAUAUUGUUUGUUUGCAAGUACAACUUCGCGAGGAUUCGAGUCAUUCGAGUGUACUUCGAUUCGUUCUACAAUCAUCUCAUUCGCAAGCUGUCGAAUCGGUCGCUUCUCCUCGACAAACCUUCCAGCAAUCGUGUAUCUGAAUUGCCGCCUGGACAAGUCGGAAUCACGAACGAUCGUGUUGACACGAUUAUUAAGACCAAGUGGACGCGCACAGCCGUGUCGGACACAUUGACGGACAUAUCUAUCGACAUGGUGGAGACAACCGUACCGACACAGGCUGCCGAUGGACAAACGCAAUUUGGUAACGCACGUCAUCUCGACCCGUCCGACAGCAUUUUCGUCUUCAAAAAUACGUUGUCGGAUUACGAGGAGCCGCCGUCCGACGAGGAGGUCGAUCUGAAGCCGUUGCGGGAGGCGACGGUCGCGGUACCAGCGCCGAAGAUCACCGAGAAGCGAAAAGCCGAAGAUGCUGACGCUAGCAAGGAUCUGAAGAAGGCGAAAUUGGAAACGAAAGCGCUGAAAGCGAAGAGGCCGGGAUUCACGGACGAGCGGUACAACGAGACCAGUUAUUACGUGGAGCACGGUCUCCGUAAGGUAUACCCGUAUUACUUCACUUUCACGACAUUCACGAAAGGUCGAUGGGUCGGCGAGAAGAUCCUGGAGGUCUUCGCGAGGGAAUUCCGCGCCCAUCCAGCCGAGGAAUACGAGAGAUGCAUACGCGCCGGCACGCUGACAGUCAACUACCAAAAGGUGGACGUCGAUUACAGAUUACGACACAACGACCUCCUGGCUAACGUCGUUCACAGACACGAGGUGCCUGUCACCUCGGAGCCGAUCACGGUGAUACACAUGGACGAGGACGUCGUCGUGGUCAACAAGCCCGCCUCCAUCCCUGUGCAUCCGUGCGGCCGUUACCGGCACAACACCGUGGUCUUCAUCCUGGCGAAGGAGUACAACUUGAAGAAUCUCAGAACCAUUCACAGGCUGGACCGGCUGACUAGCGGCAUUCUCCUGUUCGGUAGAACGCCGAAGAAGGCGAGGCAAAUGGAGCACCAAAUAAGAAACCGGCAGGUUCAUAAGCAAUAUGUGUGCCGAGUGGAGGGCGAGUUUCCGGAAGAAGAAGUAAUUUGUUCGGAACCGAUCGAGGUAGUCUCCUACAAGAUUGGCGUCUGCAAGGUCUCGGAGAAGGGCAAGGACUGCGUCACGCGCUUUAAGCGUCUUAGUUACAACGGCAAGUCGUCCGUGGUUCUGUGCAAGCCGCAAACCGGCCGCAUGCAUCAGAUUCGCGUCCACUUACAGUAUCUCGGCUAUCCCGUGGUAAACGAUCCGCUUUACAACCACGUGGUGUUCGGUCCGCAUAAGGGUAAGGGCGGCAACAUCGGCAAGACCGACGAGGAGCUCGUCCGUGAUCUUAUCAGUAUUCACAACGCCGAGAAUUGGCUUGGCAUGGACGGCGAUUCCGACAUGAGUCUAUUCAAGCCGAAACUGGAGCUGGAGGAGCGCGUGUUGGGUACAGGCAACGAUAAGGAUAACGGCUCGUCGCCGUCGUCCACUCCGGGUCUGGUCGAGGAGGAAUCCCUUAAAGUCACCGUAGGAACGCAGACGGGCUCGGAACCGCCGGAUUCCACCUUUGCCAACGACAAGGUCACCGUCGAUCCGCACUGCUAUGAAUGCAAAGUCAAGUACAGGGACCCGAAGCCAUCGGAUCUGGUGAUGUAUCUGCACGCGUGGCGUUACUGCGGCCCGGGAUGGGAGUACGAGACGCCGCUGCCCGCGUGGGCGGCGAGUGAUUGGGCCGGUGACGAUCGAUAGUUCGUACGACGAGAUCGAGGAUGAUCGUGUCGUCGAUCACCAUCGUCGUCGUCGAGUCUCGAAUCCCCUUUUGAGAUAUCCUUACCCCGUGCCUUCCAUCCGCCAACGAGCGAUCUUUUGACCAUUGUACACGUACAAAUACACGAAUACAUAAACACUUACGCACACAUACACACACAAAACAUACGCAUACAUGCGAUGAACAAAAGUGCAUACCCCUGUAACUCGGCCGUCAGAUUUCUCGAGGCUGCGAUCCGAGAGAAAUGGGAUUGCUGGAACAAUCUCGUCGCUCGAUUUGCAUUUCUGCGAUUUCUCGCCCUCGAUAUGUAAAUGACAACUUGGCGUGUUAUUGUGACGUAUCUGGGAGAGCGGAAACAAUUUCGAGGUGCCGCCGUUCGCGCGCAGAAAUGUAUGUUCGAUUUUAGUUUGUGCGCGUUCUCAUUUCGUCAUACGUUCUGGCAGAGUCCCCGUCGGGCACGAAAAUCCCACAUGCGAACGAAUCUUAUGCGGGAAACGAUCCGAGACGACGUUAUAAUAUUAUGGCAUUAAUUAUAGCGACAAAAGACAUCGUUGUAUAUCGGCCCUAUUACCCUGAUACUGUCCUGAUUUUGCGAGCCAAAUAAUAAAUCAGAGCAUCAUUAUUGUUAUUUUAAUUCUGUAUCGUGGCGUGUUUCGGAUUUUACAAUCAUAUUUUUCUUGCGUAAACGAACAUGAGACGCGUUAUAUCUACAAAUGCAGCGCAAAGUCACGCCGACCAGCGAAAUGUAAUAAAGCGCAACGAUUGUUCCUAGGAUCGUUUCUCUCUGUAACAGUUUUUGAAGAAGACCUUUGCACGGUCAAUCGAUCAGAUGUUUACAAGUCGCAGGACUUCGUUGUAAUUUACGGAAGUAAGGGCGUUCUAGUAAUCUUUUUUUUUUUAUCAGAGA